GCGUGAUCAAAUAUUAUAACGGUUUGAGUCCUCACCGGCAGUCAGCCUUCUCCUGAAAUUCGAGUUUGUAGCCUCGUUCCGCUCCUUUUUCCAAGAUGAACAGAAUCAUUCUCCAGCUUCUUGCAGUCGGAUUCUGCUUUGCAGUCGUUCAAGGUCUGCAGUGCUACAAAUGCUCCGUUGGCGUAGGGGCCCUGUGCUUUACGUCUAAAACAACAUGUGGAAGCGGAGAAGUUUGCUACAGUGGUGUCGGGGAAGCAGCAGGCUUCGUGACAAUCAAGAAGAAGGGCUGUAUCAAAGUGGCCCAGUGCAACAAGACCGAGGAAGUGAACUUCCCCUCCGACAGCAACACCACCCUCUACACCAUGACCAAGACAUGCUGCAGCACCGACCUGUGCAACGCUGCGCCCGGUCUGCCCGGGACGUCCAGGCUGAGCCUGACCCUCGCCACCAUCACUGCUCUGUUCAUGGCCAACAUCCUGGUUUGACAGAAAACACAGCGGAUGGCGCAACGUACACGCACUCACACACAAACACAUACAACACACUACAUAUUGCACUACAAGGAUUAAAUUAUCUCCUCAGACAUGCAUUUCUUUUCUCCAAAUGGGUCUUGUGUUAACUGUUCUUGAGGUGUAUUGUACUUCACCCACAUGUUAAUAUUGGUUCAAAUGAAAUUCCCCCUUUUUGUUUUUGUGUUGUUGGAUUAAUCGGUAUGUUGUCCUAGCAUGUACAUUGAGAGUUGACAGUUUAAAGUAGCCUACAAUUAACUUGAAUGAGUAGUAAAAUGUUUAGAUAAGUGUCGGGCAUUUCACUGUGACUAAAUUGGUUUUGUAGGUUACGUAGCGCCAUUGCAAUUUAAAGGAAUAAGCCAACAUUUUGGGAAAUGUGCUUAUUUGGUCUUUUUUUUUUUGCCAAGAGUUGUAUUAGAAGAUUGAUACUCUCAUUUCUGUCUGUUUAACAUGAUGCUAUAGCCAGCAGCCAAUGGGUUAACGGCUAGCAUGGUGCAGUCAGAAGUAUAUAAAAACAAAAAAUGCCUGUAGCACCACUAAAGCUCAAUAAUUAACAUGUUUCAUCUCGAGUGUAAAAACAACAAGAAAGUCAUAACUAGUGAGCUUUAAAGGUGGUAAGGUUUUUCUACUGACUGUAGCGCCAUGUUUAUUCUACACAAGUGGUGUCGUUCUUCUCAUCUAACACUACGCAAGAAGAGGAAACAUCUCUCACAAAAUGUCAAACUAUUCCAUUUAAUGUAUUGCCUUUGACCCACUGUAUAGUGAUUUUAGAGUCAUGAUAUAAUCUAUAGAUCUCAACACUCCCAUGAACAUUUCUAUUUCUAUUCAUUACACUUGUUGACAUUUGUUGGCUUUAUUAAUGUGUAGCUAAAAUAAUGUAAAUUGUCUUGUGUCUGUGAACACACUUCUUCUCGCUGGUUUCAUUUCGACACAAAUGGCUCCACGUUCUGUGUUUUAAUCACUUUUAUUUUUGAUGUUCGUGUCAAAUCCACACUGCACGUUACUCAGACUGUGGGAUAAAAGCUUCUGUUCAUCUUGCUAGUUUUGAAUGUGUAUAUAUGGGGAGAACGUGAUGUAACUCAUGUUUGCAGAUAUUGGAAACUGAAAUUGCAGCAAUUUGAAAUGUGUCAGGGCUGAUCUUUAGAUAUCCUCUAUCUAACACUAAUCAUUAAAGAGAAAUUCCUGAAAU
Molecule: messenger RNA, 1698 nt
Organism: Anarrhichthys ocellatus (wolf-eel)
Lineage: Eukaryota; Metazoa; Chordata; Actinopteri; Perciformes; Anarhichadidae
Product: sperm acrosome membrane-associated protein 4-like
Exons: 3
Coding region: 96-485 (129 amino acids)
Biological process (GO): sperm-egg recognition
Cellular component (GO): membrane
Source: RefSeq, a predicted model, not a curated record